UCCCCGCCUGGACGCCAGGAGCGACAGUGAAGGCUCCUACAGCGCUCGGAACUUGACGCGAUGGGGCUUCCGGAGGAGCGGGGCCGAAGCGGCAGCAGGAGCGCGGAGCGGGAGGAGGCUGUAGCCCGGAACCGGGUGCGGAGUUGGUCUCCGCCACCCGAGGUCAGCCGUUCCGCGCACGUCCGGUCGCUGCAGCGCUACCGCGAGCUGCACCGGCGCUCCCUGGAGCAGCCGCGAGAGUUUUGGGGAGACAUUGCCAAGGAAUUUUACUGGAAGACCUCAUGUCCUGGCCCAUUCCUCCAGUACAAUUUUGAUGUGAAUAAAGGGAAAAUCUUCAUCGAGUGGAUGAAAGGAGCAACUACUAACAUCUGCUACAACGUACUGGAUCGAAUUGUCCACGAGAAAAAACUUGGAGAUAAAGUUGCUUUUUACUGGGAGGGCAAUGAACCAGAGGAGACCACCCAGAUCACAUAUCGUGAGCUUCUGGUCCAAGUGUGUCGAUUCAGCAAUGUUCUCCAAAAACAGGGCAUUCGGAAGGGUGACCGAGUGGCCAUUUACAUGCCCAUGAUACCGGAGCUUGUGGUGGCCAUGCUGGCAUGUGCCCGCCUUGGGGCUCUGCACUCCAUUGUGUUUGCAGGCUUCUCUGCAGAGUCUCUUUGUGAACGGAUCCUGGAUUCCAGUUGCAGCCUUCUUAUCACUACAGAUGCCUUCUACAGGGGGGAAAAGCUUGUGAACCUGAAGGAGCUGGCUGACGAGGCCCUGGAGAAGUGUCGGGAGAAGGCUUUCCAAGUGAGGUGCUGCAUUGUGGUCAAGCACCUGGGGCGGGCAGAGCUGGGCACAGGUGACUCUCCCAGCCAAUCCCCCCCCAUUAAGAGGCCAUGCCCGGAUGUACAGGGUAAGCUGAAAGAGAAACCCAAGCGCAUCUGGCCCCAGAUCUCCUGGAACCAAGGGGUUGACUUGUGGUGGCAUGAACUCAUGCAAGAGGCAGAGGAUGAGUGUGAGCCUGAGUGGUGUGAUGCUGAGGACCCACUCUUCAUCCUGUACACCAGUGGCUCUACAGGCAAACCCAAGGGUGUGGUACAUACUGUUGGGGGCUACAUGCUCUAUGUGGCCACGACCUUCAAGUACGUGUUUGACUUCCACACGGAGGAUGUGUUCUGGUGCACAGCAGACAUUGGCUGGAUCACUGGCCAUUCCUACGUCACCUACGGGCCACUGGCCAAUGGUGCCACUGGUGUUUUGUUUGAGGGGAUUCCCACAUACCCGGACGUGAGCCGCCUGUGGAACAUCGUGGACAAGUACAAGGUGACCAAGUUCUACACAGCACCGACGGCUAUCCGCCUGCUCAUGAAGUUUGGAGAUGAGCCUGUCACCCGGCAUAGCCGGGCAUCCUUACAGGUGUUAGGCACAGUGGGUGAACCCAUUAACCCUGAGGCCUGGCUGUGGUACCACCAGGUGGUAGGUGCCCAGCGCUGUUCCAUCGUGGACACCUUCUGGCAGACAGAGACAGGUGGCCAUAUGCUGACCCCCCUCCCUGGUGCCACACCAAUGAAGCCUGGUUCUGCUACCUUCCCGUUCUUUGGUGUAGCUCCUGCAAUUUUGAAUGAGUCUGGGGAAGAGUUGGAAGGUGAAGCUGAAGGUUACCUGGUGUUUAAGCAGCCCUGGCCAGGAAUCAUGCGCACAGUCUAUGGGAACCAUGAACGCUUUGAGGCCACCUACUUUAAGAAGUUCCCCGGUUACUACGUAACAGGAGAUGGCUGCCGGCGGGACCAGGAUGGCUAUUACUGGAUCACUGGCAGGAUUGAUGACAUGCUAAAUGUAUCUGGACAUCUGCUGAGCACAGCAGAGGUGGAAUCAGCACUUGUGGAACAUGAGGCUAUUGCAGAGGCAGCUGUGGUCGGCCACCCUCAUCCUGUGAAGGGCGAAUGCCUCUACUGCUUUGUCACCCUGUGCGAUGGCUACACCUUCAGCCCCACCCUCACCGAGGAGCUCAAGAAGCAGAUUAGAGAAAAGAUUGGCCCCAUUGCCACUCCGGAUUAUAUCCAGAAUGCACCUGGCUUGCCUAAAACCCGCUCAGGGAAAAUCAUGAGGCGGGUGCUUCGGAAGAUUGCUCAGAAUGACCACGACCUGGGGGACACGUCUACUGUGGCUGACCCAACUGUCAUCUGCCAGCUCUUCAACCACCGCUGCCUGACCAUCCAGUAAACAAGACCUUGCCCUUUACCCAGGCUUCCCCCUGCUUGGCUUCCCAAAGUUUUGCCCACCCUCCCUGUUCCCAUCCAGGAGUGCUGAGGGCCAGGGCUGACCCACACCACCUCCCUUGACCAGCUGUCUGGGACCAAGGACCAGCUUUGCCCUUGGGUGGAGGCAACUUCCUGUGGCUGCCAGAUAGAUGGGACAUGGCCCAGGUUAGCCUCAGAUUGCUGUGCCCCUAGACCUCAAGAGCCCUUGGAGCCCAGAACAGGGACCUGAAGGUCAUGUCCCUUACCCAAGUUAAGUAUGCAGAAGGCAAGUGAGGGUCUAGACUGAAGCAGGGAGGCAGCUCUGUAAUCCUAUGUCAGCUCUCUCAGGAAGCACCAGUACUUAUCUCUGGAUAUGCAUUUGUCCUUAGAAAUGCCUGUGUGUGAGUCCCAAAAGAAUUGAUUAUUAUUUUUUUUAAAUACUUUGCUGCUUCUGUUCUAGAUCUGAAUUCUCUUUUGUGCCAGAUGGCAGUGCUUGUCUGCCCAUUUGCUUCAGGGGAUGUGCAGACAGGCUGUUUCCAGAGGGUUUUCAGAUUACCUGCUUCUUUGCUGGAAUAAAUGUGUUUUGUUCCUA
Messenger RNA from Neomonachus schauinslandi (Hawaiian monk seal), 2814 nucleotides. It is a transcript of the gene ACSS2, whose product is annotated as acyl-CoA synthetase short chain family member 2. Gene Ontology annotation, cellular component: cytoplasm. The record is from RefSeq and is a predicted model, not a curated record. Gene Ontology annotation, molecular function: acetyl-CoA synthetase activity. The transcript is spliced from 19 exons. NCBI's taxonomy places the organism in Eukaryota, Metazoa, Chordata, Mammalia, Carnivora, Phocidae. Gene Ontology annotation, biological process: acetyl-CoA biosynthetic process. The coding region runs from base 61 to 2205 and encodes 714 amino acids.